Molecule: messenger RNA, 498 nt
Organism: Paramecium tetraurelia
Lineage: Eukaryota; Ciliophora; Oligohymenophorea; Peniculida; Parameciidae
Exons: 1
Source: RefSeq, a predicted model, not a curated record
AUGUUUAAACUCACACCCUACAGUGAUUUAUAAAAAAGAAAGAAAAUGGUCAUUGGAAUGCAUCUGGUUGAUCCCUCAGAUAGAUACCAUUAUUUUAACUUGGUUGGAGGAAAUAAUUAAUUGAUGUAGAAAACAAGUUCCAUCACAUAAUUAAACAAAUAAGAGCAUCUAACUCAGAGAUAAAUGCUGACACUACCAGUUACGCCAAAUAACAAAUAACCUUCCUUUUUAGAAUAAACCUAAUCAUUGGUCUCAAAAUAAGUUAGCAUAACCCCAAGACUAAAAUUAGUAAAAUAACAAACAAAACCAUUACUGAAGUAAUUAUAAGGACAAUUAAUCGAUAAAAAAAGAAACGAAUCAUUCAAAGGCAAAGCAACAAUCCCAAAUCUAAGUCAAAAAAAGAUAAUUGGUUUGAAAAAACAAAUCCUAUUCGAAUUAGUUUAACCUUCAGAGUUUGAUGAUUUUGUUGAUUAUGUAUGUAAUAAGAAAUUAAUAUGA